UAUUGUAUCUUAGUCAGAACAAUCAACUCAUGGUUCUCAGUGGCAAUGGCACAUUAUGAAACUUGUGCGGUACAUGGACGCCCCUCAAAUUUCAAUAAUGAAGAAUUUCAGUCGAUUUAGAGAUCUUUUGUAAUGGAAAAACUACGCAGAGUUGAUCCCUAAAUAGUCAGCCCUCCAGGAAUUAUGGUAGAUUGUCCGAUUGCAGUCAUCACUCUUGGAGUAUCCUUUAGCUGUCAGGGAAUAGGCGCAACCCGAUUAUCUUGGAGAUAUGGGCGUCCCCUGUAUUUGUGAAAACCAGGAAGGAUUCGAGCAAUGAGAAAACGCCACAUACUUCAUUCGCCUCGUGCAAGGUAGUCAGGUAGAUCGGGGAGUUCCAAUGAGCAUUCGUCCUCCAAAUGCGCCCGCGUUAAUUGAGAUCGUUGCAUCAGCUUGUCAACAUACAUAGUUCUCAAGGUGAAUAUUUCUCGCGGAAUUGUCGGUGCUGAAGUUUUUGUGUUUUAGCCCUGUGUUUUCGAAGGAUUUCGGCUCAUUCGACAAGGAGUAAGUUCCAAAAUGAUGAAAACUGCAGUCUCGGCGCUUCAGGAAUACCUGCAAAAGAAUCAUGCAUCUGUUCCCAACUAUACUGUAAUAGAUCAAGGGAACGCUACCACUUUCACGAUCAGGUGCGAAUGCUUGGGUCUGUCAGCUGAUGGAGAGGCUUCCAACAAAAAAACUGCCAAGCAUCGGGCAGCUGGAAACAUAAUCAAACUCAUCGGAAAGAAACACAAUAGGAAGAUUUAUUAUGACGAUACAGAGGACUCUGAUAAAAACUCUCCAUCUCCGAGGAGCAACAUUACAACCGAGGCAAUUAGUCCAUCUCCUGUUUCGACCACCGAUGGCAUCAAUCAUAUUGGACAAUUGAACGAAUGGUGUGCGAGCAGAAGAAUCCGUGCACCGAUGUACUCCGACGUUGGAUGCAGUGGUCCUUGUCAUUCAAGGCUCUUCACCAUAGAAUGCAAAAUUGGAAAUCAGAGUGUCAGCAAAACAGCUUCUACUAAAAAGGCGGCUAAGCAGGAAGCCGCGUCUGCAAUGCGCAAUCUCUUGAAAAUCAAUCUUAAAACAGACCUUGGACCAGACCUUGACGUAGACACGAAUCAUCAGGACUUUCCAGCACUCAGUGAAUUAAUUAUAGAUGUCAAUGCUAUACGUAUCGAGGAGCAUCCAAAGCUGGCCAGUGCCACCGAAAAAGCAAAGACCUUUUAUCCAACACUGACAAAACUUGGCAAAGACGUCAACGACACGAACAUCUCCAUCGCUGAUUAUCAUCUAGCUUUCAAGGCAUCCUUUGACCCUCAAAUCAUCACGUCCUUCUUCGCCUACUACAACUCCUUGGAGAUGACUGAGUUGUCCACGAAAUCCUGUCUUGGAGUCGUUUUCCAGCGAAUGGUUGAUAUCCUGGGGGUAACCUUUGAGACCCGAUGUCUGAAGGUCAUCCAAACUCGUGUGUACGUUGUGGUUUAUAAACUCAAGUUCAGCAUUGUGUUCGCUGAGGUGGGAAUCGGGGAUAGUUCUGAGAAUGCUCAUGUCGAUGCUCUCCGUCGUCUCAUUGGAGCUAUGUACGCGUUGCUUGCCUAAUAUAGGAUAUGUAGUCAAGGCUAUUUAUGACUGCCUUCAUCACCAGUGGAUGGUGAAGCCAUUCAUUUGUGAUUGAGGAAGUCAUUGAUGGCCUCGGCUCCAUCAUCCACACAAAAAUGGAGAGUUAACUUGUAAAAGAAUAAAAUUAAAUAAUUAUAUGUUUGUUAAGAAACAGGCUCCUACUGGGCAUGAAAAUUGAAAAAAAAAACGAUUAUCGAAAUUCGAUACCUGAAGGAAAGCUUAUACGAGAACAGAAGAAUUGGUUGAACAAUAUCUGUUGUUCAGCCGGAGAUGUUUAUUGAAUUGUUAAUUGAUAGACCGUUUCUAUUAGCUGGAAUCUAGGAAAUUGAAAAUUCGUGAGCGAUUGCCAAUUAUACGUUAUUCUAUUAUCGUCAUUGUCUAACAAUACUGGUCUAUCAUAUAUGAACGUAUUUAUCCCGUUGCUUCGUAUGAAUCGUAGUUAUAGUAAAAAAAAUAUUGCUGUGGGACGCGAAUGAGUUCCAGUUUUAUCGUGUCACUCAGUUUGUCUUGAUUCUAUAUUGACGUGAGACACGCUUCCAAAUGAUAUAUUAUUACGUUUGUAAUAUGUAUAAAUAUUUUGUGAACAUUGUUAAUAAAUCAAUUUUUUUUGUA
This is a messenger RNA of Diachasmimorpha longicaudata, 2247 nucleotides long. Its product is annotated as RISC-loading complex subunit tarbp2-like. The transcript has 3 exons. Gene Ontology annotation, molecular function: siRNA binding; double-stranded RNA binding. Gene Ontology annotation, biological process: regulation of regulatory ncRNA processing; siRNA processing. Gene Ontology annotation, cellular component: RISC-loading complex; cytoplasm; nucleus. Bases 553 to 1614 code for a protein of 353 amino acids. The record is from RefSeq and is a predicted model, not a curated record. Lineage: Eukaryota; Metazoa; Arthropoda; Insecta; Hymenoptera; Braconidae.